Messenger RNA from Daucus carota subsp. sativus, 4062 nucleotides. Its product is annotated as type I inositol polyphosphate 5-phosphatase 13. Gene Ontology annotation, biological process: phosphatidylinositol dephosphorylation. Gene Ontology annotation, molecular function: protein binding; phosphatidylinositol-4,5-bisphosphate 5-phosphatase activity. The transcript is spliced from 15 exons. NCBI's taxonomy places the organism in Eukaryota, Viridiplantae, Streptophyta, Magnoliopsida, Apiales, Apiaceae. Bases 55 to 4062 code for a protein of 1335 amino acids. The record is from RefSeq and is a predicted model, not a curated record.
AAUCACAAAACACAAACAAAAUUACUCACUCUCUCUCUCUCUGUCUCCUUAACAAUGGGAGAUCGACUCGAAGAAGAUGAGAAAAGUGCUUUAGAUAGUGUAGGUCAUGCUGAUGCACCCACCCCUGCUACUCACAAAACAACCAAGCCAUUUAGCCACCAGCUCCGUACUAACACCGGAACUCACAUCAAACGGCAUCCUCAGCACCGCAAGCAGAGCCUUGAUGACAAUGCCAUGCGUUGUAACAUUUCCUACGGAGGCUCCUCGGAUGAUGAUUUUGGCGCCUACUCUGCCACGCCUGAUGCUUGUCGGUGGGAGGCUACUUCCAAUAAUGCCGGGGAUGAAUAUCAAACAAUGCCCGAGUUUAUGGGGAAUGACAGCAGUGCCCCCUCCACAUUCAAAGCUCCCAUUCGGGCAGCUGUGCAUCCCAACCGCCCUACGUGUGUGGAGUUGAGGCCACAUCCACUUAGAGAGACUCAGGUUGGGAGAUUUUUGAGGACUAUUGCUUGCACUGACACGCAAUUGUGGGCUGGAUCGGAGUGUGGGGUUAGGGUAUGGAACUUGACCGAUGCCUACGAACCUGGCCUUGGGAUAGGAGGGAGGGCUAAGAGAGGGGAUGAGGAUGCAGCUCCUUUUUACGAGUCUGCUAAUACGGCCCCUGCCUUAUGUAUGAUGGCUGAUGUUGGUAGUAAAUUGGUCUGGAGUGGGCAUAAGGAUGGUAAGUUAAGAUCCUGGAAGACGGAUCAGGCAAUGGAUGAUACUCCUUUCAAGGAAGGGCUUUCGUGGCAGGCUCACCGUACUCCUCUUCUUGCUUUGACAAUAUCAGCUUAUGGCGAUAUAUGGACAGGCUCAGAAGGCGGUGCUAUAAGAGUUUGGCCAUGGGAAGCCAUCGAAAAGUCUCUUUCCCUAUCACAAGAGGAAAGGCACAUGGCUGCUUUGUUAGUGGAGAGGUCAUUUAUCGAUCUCAGGGCUCAAGUUACAGUCAAUGGGGUCUGUAACAUAACUUCGUCGGAUGUGAAGGUGUUAAUGUCUGAUCAUUUUAGAGCUAAAGUGUGGGCAGCUUCAUCUAUGUCAUUCUCCCUAUGGGAUGCUCGUACAAGGGAAUUGUUGAAAACAUUCAAUAUAGAGGGUCAGAUUGAGAAUAGAGUUGACAUGUCAUCUGUGCCAGAUCAAGUACUUGAGGAUGAUCAGAGUGUGAAAUUAGCUACCAAAUCAAAAAAAGAAAAAGGCCAAUCUAGUUUUCUGCAACGCUCACGCCACGCUAUUAUGGGUGCUGCAGAUGCAGUUCGUCGAGUAGCCACAAGGGGAACUGGGGCAUUUGCUGAGGAAACUAAAAAGACAGAAGCUCUGGUGGUUACUGCAGAUGGUACAAUUUAUAGUGGAUGUUCUAAUGGACUGAUCAUACAGUGGGAUGGAAAUGGUGUUCGUUUGAGAGAUUUUCAGCAUCAUCCUUGUGCUGUACUGUGCUUCUGCACCUACGCGUCUCGUGUAUGGGUUGGCUACGUCAGUGGUAUGAUCCAGUUGAUGGAUCUGGAAGGCAAUCUGACGACCAGUUGGGUCGGUCAUAAUUGCCCUGUUAUAAAAAUGGUCGUUGGUAACGGUAAUGUUUAUAGCCUGGCCACACAUGGUGGUAUACGUGGUUGGUCUGUUGCAGCUCCGGGACCUAUAGAUCAAAUUAUACGACCAGAAUUAGCCAAAAAAGAACUUAUGUAUACGAGCAAAGAGAAUUUCAAAAUUUUAGUUGGAACUUGGAAUGUAAGCCAAGGAAAACCUUCUAAGGAUGCCCUUACGGCAUGGUUGGGUGCUGCAUCCAACGAUGUAGGCAUUCUUGUUAUCGGACUACAGGAAGUAGAAAUGGGGGCCGGGUUUCUUGCCAUGUCUGCAGCAAAAGAAACUGUAGGACUUGAAGGGAGUUCAAUCGGGCAAUGGUGGCAGGAUGCCAUCGGAAAGGUGCUAGGUGAAGGAACAAUUUUUGAACGAGUAGGAUCACGGCAAUUGGCAGCCUUGCUCAUUGCUAUCUGGGUAAGAAAGAAUCUUAGAACACAUGUGGGGGACCUGGAUGUUGGCGCCGUUGCCUGCGGUUUAGGCCGAGCCAUUGGUAAUAAGGGCGGUGUUGGCUUGAGGUUAAGAGUUUAUGAUCGGAUAAUGUGUUUUGUGAACUGUCACUUUGCUGCACAUUUGGAAGCAGUCAAUCGUCGCAAUGCUGAUUUUGAUCAUAUAUAUCGAAACAUGGCCUUUAUUCGGUCACCAAACCUUCUGAGUAAUUCUUCUGCUGGUGUCUCAUCAGCUGCUCAAGGGCUUCGCGGUCCAAAUGCAGUAGAGAUUAAUCCUGACGAAGGGAAGCCUGACUUGGCUGAAGCAGACAUGGUUAUCUUUUGUGGUGAUUUCAAUUACCGACUUUUUGGAAUAACUUACGACGAAGCCAGAGACUUUGUCUCACAAAGAUGUUUUGAUUGGCUACGCGAAAAGGAUCAAUUAAGAGCAGAAAUGAAGGCUGGCAAAGUGUUUCAGGGAAUGAGGGAGGCUCUCAUCAAGUUUCCGCCGACCUACAAGUUUGAAAUUGGGAAACCAGGUUUAGGAGGAUAUGAUUCUGGAGAAAAGAAGCGCAUCCCUGCGUGGUGUGACAGGAUCUUAUAUCGAGACAAUCGAACAAAGCAAGAAGCAGAGUGCAGUUUAGAGUGCCCUGUAGUGGCUUCUAUAUUACAGUAUCAAGCUUGCAUGGAAGUGGUGGAAAGUGACCACAAACCUGUCCGAUGCAAAUUCAAUGUUGACAUUUCUCAUGUUGAUAGAUCUAUAAGGAGGCAAGAAAUGGGGAAAAUCAUGAACUCAAACGAAACGAUAAGGGCUUUGCGAGAAGAGCUACGCCACGUUCCCUGUACAAGUAUCAGUCCAAACCGCAUAACCCUACAAAGCCAAGAUUCCUGCAGUUUUAGGAUCACCAACAAGAGUGGAACAGAUAAUGCCAUAUUUCACGUAGUCUGUGAAGGACAGGCUACUGUCAAGGACGGUGAAGAACAUUUGGAAUACCGUUCAAGGGCUUCAUAUGGUUUUCCUCGUUGGCUUGAGGUGAAUCCGGCAUCUGGUGUGAUCAGACCUGAUCAAACUGCGGAUAUUUAUGUACGACAAGAGGAGUUCCAUAGCUCCGAAGAAAAUGCUAAUGGUGCAGCACCAGGCUAUUUGUCAGAAGACAAUCAGGAUAAAGAAGUGGUUUUGUUGGUUAUUAUAAGGGGCAGUUGCUCGACGGAGUCGAAAACGCAUCGACUACAUGUACGACAUUGUGUCCCAUCAUCGAAAUCAGGCACUGACUCUACAAAACCUCGAGGUUCUAGGAAAUACAAAGGUAACACCUAUCACCGCUCUGGACUUCGACAUGGGGGCUCGACUGAUGAUGAUCACAAGACCUCUGAACCUGUUCAAACCAGUCCUCAACCAAAGCCAGCCAGAUUCAAAAGAAGGGCUCACAAGCCUACAAGGGCAAAGGUACCCAUCACAGAGAUAACAGACUUCACUCUUGAGGAAGAGCAAGCACCUUCUACCACACUACCAGAACCUUCUCAAGCUCUGAUGGUACUUCCUCUUCAAGCUGUUCCAAUCUCUGAUGGUGCUACAGCAUCUACUACAUCUUCUGAAGUAGAUGAAGAAAUAAAGUCUCCAGAAAACUACAAGUCUGAUGUAGUUGAUGAAUCUGACAAAGUAGCUUUGGAAGCUCUGCAGUCUCUUGCUAAGGCUGGUGAAGAGCCUAGCAAAUCAAAGUCUAAAACUCAAGAACAAUCUGCUCCAGAGACUGAUGAGAAAGUUGCUGAUCCUCCAUCUGAUAAUGAUGAGGAUGAUGAAAGUUCAGAUGAUGACAAUGAUGAAAAUGAUAAUGAAGUUCCUCAGUCACAUCUACAACAGAAGUGGGAGUCUACCAGCCAAUAUCAUGACAGGCUGCAAACUCUGAAUACAGACUCUGAGCCACUUCCCAGGGAUCUUCAGGUUGAUCCACCACAUGAAAUUGUGAUCACUAUAUCAUAUUAUAUAGUGAGUUUAAAGGACCUAACACAAUUUCUUACAGACUUGUAG